Messenger RNA from Haliotis rufescens (red abalone), 2363 nucleotides. RefSeq names its product F-actin-capping protein subunit alpha-like. Bases 164 to 1024 code for a protein of 286 amino acids. The record is from RefSeq and is a predicted model, not a curated record. NCBI's taxonomy places the organism in Eukaryota, Metazoa, Mollusca, Gastropoda, Lepetellida, Haliotidae. Gene Ontology annotation, biological process: barbed-end actin filament capping; actin cytoskeleton organization. Gene Ontology annotation, cellular component: F-actin capping protein complex; actin cortical patch. Gene Ontology annotation, molecular function: actin filament binding. The transcript is spliced from 10 exons.
AGGGUUAGGGCAGGUUAUCAGUGAAGAAGGGCCCUAAAUAAGGAUAUAGCUUCCCAAUGUGGGUCAGACGGAUUCAGUUUUGAUAAGUACAGCAGGAAGUAUUAUAUCUCUUUUUCCGUAGCCUUUCUAGGUAGAUCUACGCAAUAUCAACUACUGUCGGAUCAUGAGUAAGGCGGAGAAACUAGAGAAAGUCCGCAUUGCUUCCAACUUCAUCCUGCAUGCUCCUCCCGGGGAGUUCAAUGAAGUCUUCAAUGAUGUGCGUAUUCUUGUGAAUGAGGACAACCUGCUGAAAGACAAAGCUUCUGGUGCUUUUGCCCAGUACAACAAGGACCAGUUCACACCGUGUAAAGUCGAAGGAUCAGUGUAUCAGGCCCUCGUCACAGAGCACAGCGACCAAGGUGAAAACCGCUUCCUUGACCCCAGAACAAAGCAGUCUUUCAGAUAUGACCAUCUAAGGAAGGAAGGCUCCGACUUCCAGCCAGCAAAUGUGGAUCAGAAAGCUGAGAGCUGGCGGGCAGCCAUCGAGGCGGCGAUCACAUUGUACGUAGAGAACCACUAUAAGUAUGGUGUGGCCAGCGUCUACAGCAGCAGCUCCGGCGGUGACAUCACCAUCACUGCCUGUAUAGAGAGUCAUCACUUUCAGCCUAGGAACUGGUGGAAUGGUCGGUGGCGCUCACAGUGGAGUGUGACAUUUCCCUCUUCAGGUGGCAGUGUUCAGCUCUCGGGGAUACUUAAAGUACAGGUUCAUUAUUACGAAGAUGGGAAUGUGCAGUUAGUCAGCUCCAAAGAAUGUAGUGAAAAGUUAAAUAUAUCAAAUGCAGAGCAAACAGCCAAGAAUUUUGUAAGCCUAGUUUCUGAUGCUGAAAAUGAGUACCAGAGAGCGUUGUCUGAGAAUUACCAGACCAUGUCUGAUACAACGUUUAAGGCACUACGUCGUCAGCUGCCUGUCACCAGGACCAAGAUCGACUGGAACAAGAUCAUAAUAUCUGGCUACAAGAUAGGUGGUGAGCUCAAGAAUGCGUGAGUGACCUUGUCCUCGUCGUCGCUGUACUCAUUGCCGUUCCUGCUGCCCGUGCUGUCGUCGUCAUGGACAUUGCCGCAUCGCACUCGGACCUGCUCCGGGGGGGGUCAACCUCGCCUCAUCAAUAUUACGUUUCAUUGCUAAUACUUUUGUAAUCAAUCUAAUUUUGUAUGCUAAGUAUGAUCCAUGUUCAGUUUUGUAUCUUUUAGCCAGUGUCGAGGUUUGUCUUUUGUUUUAGCAUUGCCAGUUGUGGGGACUCCCAUUGAAUUAUAUUUUUUCCCAAACGUCAAAUAACAAGCUAUUUUCAACCAAAAGUUUCAACCAGAUUAUUUUGGUCAGAUUUAUGCUGUUUCAGCAUGUUCAGUUGCUUGUAAAGAAUUUGUAGUGAAAUUUUUGAGUCCCUGGACUGUCUUAGAAUCCUGUUAUGUUGAGUCUGUAGUUGAGCAGCUCAGGAAGGCACAGAGAUAGCACCCUUUCAGUAGGUUGGCCAACAGGUCUAUGACACGUCCGUGUUUGUACCAAUUUGCUGCACUCCGCAAUGAAAUUUGAUGGAAAUACUCCUAUAUAUCUUUCCUGAUCAUGCACAUGUAGAUACUUUAUAAUCACAGGUGAUCCAUCAGAGGUUGAUGACUAAAAUUGAUGACUGCUCCACCUUGUGAUCCUAAUCAAGGGAUAAACUUAUGAAUCAUUCAUUUUCUUGCUUGUGAAACGGUUUUGUUCUUGCUCCUCUUUUUUUAAUGAUGGUCUUAAUCUUUGGUUCACUCAUUUUGAACUUGCUGUCUUUUUCCAGUUGAUUGCUAACGUUUCCUGUUUCUAUGUCAAACACUCGUAAAAUACUGGUUGGUAAUGGUAUAUGUAGGAUAAUUUCCUUAUUAUUGAUAAGACAUAUGAAAAUGCCACUACAAAAUUCUGAAUUGAUAUAUCGUGUAUGAAUCAUCUUUUAUUUCAUGUUGAUAUACCAAAUCUAUGCCAUAGCAGUUAGUUAACUUCCUUUUCUAGUAGUCCCAAGUCCAUGACAGUCAUUUGGCUAUCCUCAGUUAAGCUCUAGGGCAUUAUUAGCACAGGCAGUUCAAAAUAAGUCAACUAAAGUGUCUACCACACCCGCCUGGUGUUUUCACGUAACCAUGGUAACUGUACAGACUUCCUUGUGUUGAUUUUGUUGUAUCCCUUCUUUGUUUUUGUUUAUCAUCAAUCAAAGUAUGAUAUAAAUUGUAAAUUAUUUUGUCUCAAGUUCUCUGUGAAAGGACUAUGGGUUAAAUGGGAUAAAGACUAAACUUGUGUAACUAGCCCAAUAUUAACAUUGGGGAUGCAUUUUUUUAAAUGAUUAAAAAAAAUAACAACA